AUGCCUCCUCCCAGUAAGAAAGAUAAAGUGAUUAUUGUUGGUGCCGGAGUUUAUGGACUUUCCACGGCGUUAUCUUUCUUGAAAGAUGGCUUUGAAGAUGUCCAUCUUUUCGACAAAAACGACUACACCAGCCAAAGUUACAGCUGGUUCAAAGGGUGUGACAGCGCCUCUUCGGACAUGAACAAAAUCUUCCGGUCUUCUUAUGGCGACAAAACCCAUUAUCAGAAAAUGUCACUUGCCAGUAGAGACGUCUUUCUCGAAUGGAAUCGCAUGAUUGCAGAAGAAGGAUUUGAAGGAGGUGAGCCAGUGUAUAUCAAUUCGGGAAACGUGCACUUGACAGACCAGCACGAGCUUCCUGACUUUGAAAGGGAAACUUUGGAGAAUAUGCCAGAUGGAACCAUUGACAUUAACGACCCAAGGGCCACCGAGAAAGCUUUGAAAAAAGGUUUAAGUGAAGACUCGGUCGACCCAUUUUUGUGUAAGAGCCGCGGAAUCAAGCUACAAGGCAUCCUAGAUACCACUGGAGGCACAAUGGUUGCGGAUAAAAUGUGUAGAUGGGUUCUUCAUUUGUGUGCUCGAACUGGAGGUUCAAGAUUCAAAUCUCAUUUGGGUACUGAGGUCCAAGAGUUGUUGGUGGAGUACAACCAGUCUACAGGUUCCAAGAAGUGCGUGGGAAUCAAGACAAAAGAUGGAAAUUGCCAUUUUUCAAAACUUGUGAUUUGUUUGAUGGGUGCCUGGACAGCCCUAAUACGUCCCAGAAGCAGGUGA
This is a messenger RNA of Meyerozyma guilliermondii ATCC 6260, 768 nucleotides long. RefSeq lists its product as uncharacterized. Gene Ontology annotation, molecular function: sarcosine oxidase activity; flavin adenine dinucleotide binding. The record is from RefSeq and is a predicted model, not a curated record. Bases 1 to 768 code for a protein of 255 amino acids. NCBI's taxonomy places the organism in Eukaryota, Fungi, Ascomycota, Pichiomycetes, Serinales, Debaryomycetaceae. The transcript has a single exon.